Messenger RNA from Coprinopsis cinerea okayama7#130, 1032 nucleotides. RefSeq names its product phophatase 2C family protein. Gene Ontology annotation, molecular function: cation binding; protein serine/threonine phosphatase activity. Gene Ontology annotation, biological process: protein dephosphorylation. NCBI's taxonomy places the organism in Eukaryota, Fungi, Basidiomycota, Agaricomycetes, Agaricales, Psathyrellaceae. The coding region runs from base 1 to 1032 and encodes 343 amino acids. The transcript is spliced from 3 exons. The record is from RefSeq and is a predicted model, not a curated record.
AUGGGCGACCCGAAAGUGGUCACCUCGUGUACCUCCAGCUUCAUGGAAGCCAGAGUGUCUAUUACUCAGUACCAGCCAACGGGGCGCCCGAUCGAAGAUCGGUACUCACUUCUGGAAGAUGAAGGCCAUAGGCGCCUCAUUAUGGGCGUCUACGAUGGACAUGGCGGUGCCGCUACAGCACAUUAUAUUAGCACUGAACUACCUGAGCGACUGUUGAACCAUGCAGGUUCCCACAGCGAAGUUUUCGAAGAAUUGGACAGAUCCCUGAUUGACACCUUCGUCAAGGAUCAUCUUGUCAUGCGGGGCAAGGGCAAAGAUUGGGUUCAAAACGCAGAGAGAAUAAAAGCCGGAUGUACAGCAUUGGUUUGCGAUAUCCGUAUGGACUCAAUGAAGGCAUUAAUUUCAAACGCUGGCGAUUGCAGGCUGAUAGUCUGCAGACGGGUCGAACCCGGAGGACGUGUGACAGUCCCAUUCCAGACAGUCGACCGAAACGCCAAAUCGCCCUCGGAACAAGAUAGACUUCGCUCUGAUCACCCGAAUGAAGAUAUGAUCAUUGUCGGUGGGCGACUAUUUGGCAAGCUGAUGAGUACACGAGCAUCGCCCUUAUCUUCAGGAUUUGGGGAUGGCUAUUACAAACUCCCCAUUGGUGGAAUUUUUGGGAAAAGAACUCACAAACGCUAUAUUGACAUCCUUUCCUCCAUCGAGCAACCGGGGAAAGUGCCAAUGAACGUCCAGUACGAGAGCUACUUCUGUGGCUAUAGAACACCCCCGUAUGUUACCGCUCGGCCGGAAACCACUUCCUUCGACUUACUUCCAGGGGACACUCUGGUUAUGGCUUCAGACGGACUUUGGGAUCUUGUCUCGAGCGAUGAUGUCGCUUCCAUCGCCAUUGAUACUAGUUCCGCUGACCCGUCAGGAAGUCUUGCGUUUGCGAUCCUUCAGGAAGCGAAGGCCCGUAGACUACCUGGGGAUGAUGUUACCAUUAUGGUUGUCGAGCUCCCAAAAACCUGUUCUUCGAGGGGGACCCAGUAA